AUGUCUGACAGACCAGAUAUGGCUGAGAUGGAGAAAUUCCGUGAGUUGAAACUGAAGAAGGCAGAAACGCAAGAGCAAAGGCCUCAGCCUUCAAAAGAAGCCAUGGAUCAGGAGAGGCGAGCUGGCGAACGACGCGGCCAGCGGCGGGAGGCCUGCGGCUCGCGCUGGACCGAAGUGACCUCCGGCGCCACCUACCGGCAGACGCGAAGCUGCGCCCGCCUGCAGCGUGGGCUUCUACAGUAA
Molecule: messenger RNA, 243 nt
Organism: Jaculus jaculus (lesser Egyptian jerboa)
Lineage: Eukaryota; Metazoa; Chordata; Mammalia; Rodentia; Dipodidae
Product: thymosin beta-4-like
Exons: 2
Coding region: 1-243 (80 amino acids)
Biological process (GO): actin filament organization; regulation of cell migration
Cellular component (GO): cytoplasm
Molecular function (GO): actin monomer binding
Source: RefSeq, a predicted model, not a curated record